AUUUUGGAAUUGAUCUAGCUAGAUGCAACAUGUCAAAAAAUGAAAGGGUGCCUUUCUCGCUCCCGUUUAUUGACAAUGAAUUGAUAUGUUUAUAUACAGUAGUACAACUGUCUCCCAAUGCUAAGAAUCAGUGGGCUAGUGGGCUUGUUCAUGUUGUGGGUGAGAGAUUCAGAUGUUUGUUCAGAGAGGGGCCUUUGAGAGGUUCCACAGAAUGAGAGAGAAAUGAGAGAGAGCGACUGCUUUGAGGACCCAGUCUGUUCAUUUCAGAGCUGUUCAGCGGCCCCUCACUAAAAUCCACUGCAAUACAUUCCUCUGGCAGUGCAGUAUAGGAUGAAAGCUAAAAGCUAGCCGGGAGGAGUACUGAGGUCAUUUCUAAUUCCCUCCCUGCUGUGUGAAAGAGUGAUGACAGUCUGGAGUACCUCUCUGUUGAGGAGCGGGCGUGCCUCAUGUUUCUGGAGUCCACCAUUGAGUCCCUGGAGAUGGAGGAGGACAGUGGCCUGUCCAAUGAUGAACCAGACCCCAGCAGCCUGGCAGCCGAACAUGACCACCUCUCUAUGGGACAGACUAGCCUGGAGGAUGUAUCAAAACUCCAGCAUGACGACUCAGGAAGAGAUCGGAAGUCUUAUCUGAACUGCCGAGUGCCUACACCACUUCUUCUGGCAAAUGGCCUUGCCAGUAUCCAGCUCAAAGUCACAGGGGCAACCACUCAUCCCAGUACCCCAACUGCAGCAAUUGAGCUCAAAGCCCCAUUAGUAGCAACCCAACCCAGUACCCCAGGGGCAGUCACUGAUCUGAAACCCCAAAAGGUAAUCACUGAACCCACAGUCCCAGAAGUAGUCACAGACCCUAAAGCUCCAAAGAUAGCAACUGUGCCCAAGACCUCAGAGUUGUCUUCUGACAUCAAAGCUCCUGGGUUGGCCACUAUAACAAAAGUUCCGGUGCUGUCCACUGAAUUUAAAACCUCCAAAACAACCCCUUCAUUAGCCACGUCAGAUUUACCCACAGAUGAUUCUGUGGACAACAUGCCUAAAGGAGUCUCUGUAGACAGCAAGCCUGCGAAGUGUAACACUAAGGUUCCAUCUGAGCUGGAUCUGAAGCUGAUUCCCCCUCCCUCAGACUUCAGGGAUGAUGAGCUAGAGGAAAAGAGUGAUCCUCCAGUGCCUGCAGAACUCAGAGGUCCUCUGACCUACAAUGAGCUGGAGCAACUACGCAGGCAGGUCUCCAUGAAGAGAGCUGCACCAGCCUCCCCUGGAGCCCAAGAUGCACCACCUUCUAAACCCUGUGUUGAUCUGCCUGUCAGUGCCCAAGCACUACCCUCCCCCUCAGAUGUCCUACCCACCCCUAUUCCUGAGGCCCUGGAACCAAAGAGCCGACCUGCUGUGGCCCCUAAGCCCAAGAGGCUUCCCUCCAACAUUAUCCUGAAGUCUCACAAGUUAGACAGUCACCCAAGCCCCUCGCCCAUUGACAGGUCAAUGAUUGACCCCCAGAAGGUGCGCAGGGAGGCCCUACGGAAGCUUGGGCUCCUGAAGACUGAAGAUGGAGACUCAGGCCCUGUCGUUUCAUCCAAAUCCAGGAAGUCAUGGGCAUCCCCUCCUUCUCACAGCCUGGUUACCACCCAGACCAAAGCCCCAGCCAAAAUCCCUACCCCAGCUCCAGUCCCAGCCAUCACCCUUACCCCAGUCCCUGCCAUCACCCUUACCCCAGUUCCUGCCCCAGCACUAACUCCAGCACUAGUCCCAGCCCCAGUUUCAGCGACUAUCCCAGCCCCUCCCACUACCCCAGCCCCAGUCCCAGCCCAAUUCAGUGACAAUGCCAAAACUCUGCCCUCACCUGCUACACUUCCUUCACCACCCAAGCAUAUUCCCCCUCCCAUAGGGGUCAAAUCAGCGACUCUGGAGCGCUCCGGCAAGGGCCUGAGCAGCUACGUGGCCAGUAAUGCCUCCCUCAGGGCCAACCAAGGUCCCAAAGUCGCACUAUCCCCUGGCAACCUGCGCAACUCUCGACCUCGCCCUGCCUCCCUUGGAACUGGGAAAGACUUUGUGAAUGUUCAGGGUGAGGCCUCCCACCCCCAGCCAGUUCAUGGGGAGUCCCAUAACAAGCUGCCCCGCUCCCAUGGCAUCAGUGUGCUCAUCUGCCCCAACAGCAAGAGUGGAGAGGACCGACGGGAGGCCCUGAAGAAGCUAGGACUGCUGGGGGACUGAGGGCAUGAAGAGGGGCAAUGGAACUGCACCAUUACAGAAUCAAUAUGAGGGGUGAGGUCUGAGGAGGAUGUUCUUAAUAUGGAUUCCGUACAACUAAGCCAUCCUCUAGUCUUUGGUCACUGGGACACUUACAUUUAUGAGAAGAUUAUUCUCCCCAUAAAAAUGCCUUCUUUGAAGCAAUAUGCAAGGAGCACUAUUUGAUUGAUGGAGAAUUACUUGGCUCUACAGACAGCUACAGUAUAUAUUCAUAGAGGGCAGUGUCUUUUUGCCUUACUGCACAGAAAUGCUGUAUGUACCCGAAGACUGCCUUUUAAUGAAUAUCAUGAUUACAAUAUACUACUAUGAGAUACUACACUAACUACAGUAUGCAGUACAGUAGGUAAAUGAAAGGCUGUUUGUAAACCUCAUUUGACAUUCAGUAAUUUUCUAAAUAAAAUACAAUAAACUCCAUGAGGGAUGUUGUGUUAUGAAAUUGUAUGGCAUCCUCUACACAAUCUGUUUUCUAAAAUGGAGAAUAGACAUGAUGUUAUUGUUACAGUUAAGGAUGUGCCUUCAUAACUUCUCUUUUCACGUAACCCUUUGACAAGAAUACUAUCGUUUUAACUUCCUAAAGUUCCUCUAACCUCAAAGUUAUUGUUAUUUUGGGGGACCAUGGCAACCAGUAAAAAUGUUUUUGCUGAUUUGCAAUUUGACUCUGACUCAAUUAAAGGUGUCUAAAGACUU
Messenger RNA from Oncorhynchus keta (chum salmon), 2924 nucleotides. Its product is annotated as specifically androgen-regulated gene protein-like. The record is from RefSeq and is a predicted model, not a curated record. Lineage: Eukaryota; Metazoa; Chordata; Actinopteri; Salmoniformes; Salmonidae. The coding region runs from base 447 to 2201 and encodes 584 amino acids. The transcript has 3 exons.